AUGGACCUUAGCCAACUAUUGACUCUUUUUAAGAGCCAAAAACAACCAGCAGAAGAAGAACAACAACAACAGCAAGAACAGCAGAACACGAAUAUUGCCAACUAUCAAGAUCCGAUUGAUGAUCAAGCUCGAAACGGAAUUUCUGCUGCACCACUUUCAUUACCACUAGUGGAUUCGUCCAUCAGUGUUCCUUCUGGUAUGAACUUGGGAGCAAUCGACCCUGCUCUUAUUGCAGAAGUACGACAGGAGUUCUUAUCCCAGCAAGCCCCAACACGAAUGGAUCCACAUGACCAUGAUCAGCAGCAGCAGCAACAGCAGUUCCAGUAUCAGGAUCAGGAACAGGAACAGCAAACGGAUACACUUGAUUCACUCUUGGAUUCUCUCCGGAGUGCUACAGAGAUCACACCUCAGGUGUUGGUUGGAUUAGGACGGAUGUGUAAAGAAACGGAACUAUUAGAUGUACUACGAGAGUGUCAACAGAUACAGCAUGACACCGAGCGAAACCUCAGUAGCAAACGACAAACAAUAGAAUCAAGACAUCAAAAAGCGCGAGAUGCACUAUUUGCACAAGAAUUGGUAGGAGGAACACCAGAUUAUGAGUCAUUAGAUCAGCAAACCCAGGCAGAUCUCAGGAAAAUGGAUAUGCAUAUCCUUCGAGAGAUGGAUAGUCAGCUACGAUCACAGCAAGUGAAAUUGGCAAAGUUGAAAGUGCCGUUUUUCAAGCAGACGUUUGAUCCUGCAGAAAUCGAAAUGCAACACAAGAUCUUAUCUAUCCUGUUGAACAUGGUGAAUCAGUAA
Zychaea mexicana is the source of this 798-nucleotide messenger RNA. RefSeq lists its product as uncharacterized. The record is from RefSeq and is a predicted model, not a curated record. NCBI's taxonomy places the organism in Eukaryota, Fungi, Mucoromycota, Mucoromycetes, Mucorales, Lichtheimiaceae. The coding region runs from base 1 to 798 and encodes 265 amino acids. The transcript is spliced from 7 exons.